Messenger RNA from Etheostoma cragini (Arkansas darter), 944 nucleotides. Its product is annotated as probable uridine nucleosidase 1. Bases 39 to 944 code for a protein of 301 amino acids. NCBI's taxonomy places the organism in Eukaryota, Metazoa, Chordata, Actinopteri, Perciformes, Percidae. The transcript is spliced from 8 exons. The record is from RefSeq and is a predicted model, not a curated record. Gene Ontology annotation, molecular function: hydrolase activity, hydrolyzing N-glycosyl compounds.
UUAAAGGGUGUGUGCCUUAUUUGCACCACCUCUACGGUAUGUGCCUCUGGUUUAUAAAAGGAGGCUCUUCACUGCAGUCCGCCGCUCCACUUUCAACACAGACGUCAGCAAACAUCCAUCAGGAUCCGCGCACCAGGAUGAAGAAGAAGUUGCUCCUCGACGUGGACACAGGGGUGGAUGAUGCUCAGGGCAUAAUGUUGGCCCUGGCGGCCCCCAAUGUGGAGAUUUUGGGGAUCACCUGCUGCCAUGGCAACACACCGCUGGAGAACGUCCUCAAGAACACACUGCGUGUCCUGAAAGUCUGCAACAAGCUGGAUAUCCCAGUGUACCGCGGAUGUUCAGGGCCUCUGCUGGGUCAAGCGCGCCACGCUGGAGAUUACCACGGGAAGGACGGGCUGGGUGACGUCCCAGAUCCAGAUGCUCCAGGCCUGGAGCUGCUGCAGAAGGCAAAUGCCGUGCAGGGAAUGAUCAAGAUUGUGAAUGAGAACCCUGGAGAGGUGAUUCUAGUGGCCACGGCCCCCCUCACUAACCUGGCCGUGGCAAUCCAACUGGACCCCUCCCUCCCUAAGAAACUGAAGGCCCUCUACAUCAUGGGUGGAAACAUUGAAUCCAGGGGUAACACCACAGAGUGUGGAGAGUUUAACUUUGUGGCUGACCCUGAAGCUGCCUUCAUUGUGUUGGACCGCUACACCUGUCCCACCUACAUCGCCACCUGGGAGUUCAGCUGCAGGAGCAGCCUGCCAUGGUCUUUUUGUGACCAGUGGCUGGCCCAAAAAACAAAGAAGGCUGCCUUUAUGAAAAAGAUUUCAUCUCUUUCAAUGAAGAAAGCUCAGUCAGCAGAUUAUCAAAAGGAGAUCACAGAAGGAAAAGGGUUCAAUUCCUGUGACACGUACGCCGUGGCCGCUGGUCUUCAGAUAAGGGCGAUCAGCAGGAGACAGCAGUAG